ACAUAAUCAGCACCAAUUUUGCUAUUCCACUGCUCCACAGCAAUAUUUCGCGGCACUUUGUCAGUUUUAUAAAGCCAGUUCUGUUCUUUGUUUCUAAUCAUGCGUAAGGUGGUGGUGAUACUGAAAUCGGAAAGUGAAAACACGGACAAUUACGGGGCGCUGCUGGAGAAGCAUGGGUUUGAGCCCGUUUUCAUUCCGACGCUGGAGUUUUCCUUCAAGCACCUCGACGUUCUACGGGACCGAUUACUUUCGCCUUACAAAUACUCAGGGCUGAUAUUCACCAGUCCCCGGAGCAUAACAGCCGUCCGGGACGCUGUUCAGGGUCAGAAGCUAAAAGACGACUGGAAAACGCUGGAGAACUAUUCCGUUGGGGAAACGUCCCGCGAUCUGAUCCAGCGAACACUCGAUCUUGACACGAAGGGUCACCACGCGGGGAAUGCGAGCAAUUUGGCCGAUUUCAUAAAGACCGAUCUGUACAACAAAACCGUAACGAUGCCCUUUCUCUUUCCCUGCGGAAACCUCAAGCAGGACGUCUUGCAGAACAAGCUAUCCGAGUACGGUUACUCGCUGGAUUCGGUCGAAGUGUACGAAACGGUGCCUCAUCGGGAACUGGAAAGCAAUUUGCUCGCCCUAUUUCGGGAUGAGCGCGAAGAGAAGAGUGAUCGUCGAAUCGACAGCCUACUGUUCUUUAGCCCGUCUGGCAUCAAUUACUGUGCGCACGUGUUUGAGAAGCAUCGAAUAAAUUUGGCCGGGAAAAAGAUCGUGGCGAUCGGACCGAGCACGAAGAAAGCGAUCGAAAACAAGGGCAUCACGGUGCACCGAACCGCAGAAAAGCCGUCUCCCGAUUAUGUGAUCAGUGCCCUCUUGCAGGAUACCUAAGGCCCCAUCACACAGAACACCAAGGACCGGGAAAAUGCGAGAUGUUUCGAUGAACGGAGACAGCAAGACAGAGGCAGUCCGAACAGGAGCGCCAUGCGAAUGUGCAAUAACAAUCCGUCUUAGAUGUUUAUUUUCCUAAAUG
Molecule: messenger RNA, 1021 nt
Organism: Anopheles cruzii
Lineage: Eukaryota; Metazoa; Arthropoda; Insecta; Diptera; Culicidae
Product: uroporphyrinogen-III synthase-like
Exons: 1
Coding region: 100-879 (259 amino acids)
Biological process (GO): uroporphyrinogen III biosynthetic process
Molecular function (GO): uroporphyrinogen-III synthase activity
Source: RefSeq, a predicted model, not a curated record